Pyrus x bretschneideri (Chinese white pear) is the source of this 2928-nucleotide messenger RNA. Its product is annotated as alpha-L-fucosidase 2. The coding region runs from base 120 to 2687 and encodes 855 amino acids. The transcript is spliced from 10 exons. The record is from RefSeq and is a predicted model, not a curated record. Gene Ontology annotation, molecular function: alpha-L-fucosidase activity. Lineage: Eukaryota; Viridiplantae; Streptophyta; Magnoliopsida; Rosales; Rosaceae. Gene Ontology annotation, biological process: carbohydrate metabolic process.
UUCUGACCCACUCACUCUUUUAACUUCACCCACUACACUUCAGAAACCGACAGUUCCAAACAAAAAAUCACAACAAAGUCACAAGCUCUUCUUCUUCUUCUUCUUCCUCUUCUUCUGCAAUGGAGGAUGAUGGUGAGUGGGUUCUGGUACGGAGCCCUGCAGAGAAGGACCUGUGGACCCCAUCUUUAGUGGAGGAGGAGGAGGGGGAGAGUUCUAGACCUCUGAAGGUCACAUUUUCUGGGCCUGCCAAGCACUGGACUGAUGCUAUACCAAUUGGGAAUGGCAGGCUUGGAGCCAUGGUUUGGGGUGGUGUGGCAUCAGAAACUCUCCAACUCAAUGAGGACACGCUCUGGACUGGAAUUCCUGGCAACUAUACCAACCCAAAGGCUCCAGAGGUACUAACAGAGGUUAGAAAACUUGUUGACGAUGGUAAAUAUGUCGAAGCUACUGAAGCAGCGGUCAAGUUGGCGGGAGAUCCUUCUGAUGUUUAUCAACCACUCGGUGACAUCAACCUAGAAUUCGGUGACUCACAUCUCAAAUAUGAUGAAGAAACUUACAGCAGAGAGCUAGAUCUGGAUACUGCAACGGCAAAGAUAAAUUACUCAGUGGGCGGUGUAGAAUAUACAAGGGAGCACUUUUCGUCUUAUCCUAAUCAAGUGAUUGUGACAAAGAUCUCCGCUAGCAAACCAGGGUCCCUAUCAUUUACAGUUUCUCUAGACAGCAAGUUACAUCAUAAUUCACAAGUAAAUGGUAAUAACCAAAUUAUACUACAAGGAAGUUGUCCUGGCAAAAGGAUACCACCAAAAUCUAAUGACAGUCCAAAAGGGAUUCAGUUUUCGGCAGUUCUUGAUUUGCAGAUUAGCGAUGGCAGUGGUGCAAUACAUCUUUUGGAUGACAAGAAAUUAAGGGUUGAAGAUUCAGAUUGGGCUGUUUUGCUUCUUGCGGCCUCAUCAUCAUUUGAUGGACCAUUUACUAAGCCCUCUGACUCUAAGAGGGAUCCAACUUCAGAGUCUCUCACUGCAUUGAAUUCAAUAAGAAAUUUGUCGUAUUCGGAUCUUUAUGCUCACCAUUUGGAUGACUAUCAGAAUCUUUUCCAUCGUGUCUCGUUGCAGCUUUCUAAGAGCUCCAAGAGCAAUUUAGGGGCAAAGAAAAGUAUGACCAAUUUGAAUGUAAAGGGAAGUGAUGAUGCCUUAGUUUCAACUGCAGACCGGGUGAAAUCCUUCAAAACUGAUGAAGAUCCUUCCUUUGUGGAACUUUUAUUCCAGUAUGGCCGGUAUCUUCUUAUUUCUUGUUCACGGGUUGGAACUCAAGUGGCAAACCUGCAGGGUAUAUGGAGCAAGGAUAUUGAGCCUCCAUGGGAUGGCGCUCAGCAUCUGAACAUAAAUCUUCAAAUGAACUAUUGGCCAUCCCUUCCCUGUAACCUAAGAGAAUGCCAGGAGCCCUUAUUUGAUUAUACAUCUUCUUUAUCUAUCAACGGGAGGAAAACGGCUAAGGUGAACUACGAAGCCAGUGGUUGGGUUGUACAUCAAGUGUCUGACAUAUGGGCGAAAACAUCACCCGAUCGAGGUCAAGCUGUGUGGGCUUUAUGGCCAAUGGGAGGAGCCUGGCUUUGUACUCAUCUAUGGGAACAUUUUACUUAUACGAUGGACAAGGAUUUUCUUAAAAAUAAGGCAUAUCCUUUGUUGGAAGGAUGUACAUCAUUUCUGCUGGAUUGGUUGAUUGAAGGCCGUGGAGGGUAUCUUGAAACCAACCCGUCAACUUCUCCGGAGCACAUGUUUAUUGCUCCUGAUGGCAAGCAGGCAAGCGUGAGCUACUCGUCAACUAUGGACAUUUCAAUCAUCAAAGAAGUUUUCUCUGCAAUAGUUUCUGCUGCUGAGAUUUUAGGAAAAACACAGGAUGCUCUUGUUGGAAAAGUUCGCGAGGCUCAGUCUCGGUUGCCACCCACAAAAAUUGCUAGAGAUGGUUCUAUCAUGGAAUGGGCACAAGAUUUUGAGGACCCAGAAGUGCACCAUCGACAUGUAUCACACCUGUUUGGCUUGUAUCCAGGACACACAAUAAGCGUUGAGAAAACUCCAGAUCUCUGUAAAGCGGUCGAUUAUACGCUCUUUAAAAGAGGAGAGGAGGGUCCAGGAUGGUCGACUACAUGGAAGACUGCGUUGUGGGCACGUCUUCACAAUAGUGAGCAUGCAUAUCGUAUGGUCAAGCAUUUGAUUGACUUGGUGGAUCCAGAUCACGAAAGUGAUUUUGAAGGAGGACUAUACGGUAACUUGUUCACUGCACAUCCCCCUUUCCAGAUUGACGCCAACUUUGGACCUAACACUUCCGUGAGUGACGAAGAUCGGUGGCUUGACUGCGAUUGUAAUUCUCUAUCUUUUGGUGCCAGUUUUUCAGCAGCAGUUGCAGAAAUGCUUGUCCAAAGCACUGUCAAGGACCUAUAUUUGCUUCCCGCUCUUCCGCGGGAUAAAUGGGCAAACGGUUGUGUGAAGGGACUGAAGGCUCGUGGCGGGGUGACAGUCAACAUAUGUUGGAAGGAAGGAGACCUUCACGAAGUUGGUCUUUGGUCCAAGGACCAUAACACCACUAAAAAACUACAUUAUAGUGGAAGUACAGUUACAGCAAACAUAUCAUCUGGCAGGAUCUAUACGUUCAACAGACAGUUAAAAUGUUUGAGGACAGCAUAUCUCUGAGAGCAGCAUAUUAUCGUCGAGUUUUGAGGUUAAAUUCAUCCUAUUGAUUUAUUCCGAGUGAAAGUGGAAACGAAGUCCUUCGUUUCUUCUUUGGUGUCAGUGAUUCAGUGUCAUGUUCCAUUUAUUGUGGGGACUUUUUGAAGCUGAAUUUAGUUUAGCAAAUGAGAGAAUAAUCCAAGGGGUUUUACUUGUAUUAUCAUUAGUAACACUUCAAAGAAUUAUCUAAGAGUUGGUUUUUUUU